Gopherus evgoodei (Goodes thornscrub tortoise) is the source of this 864-nucleotide messenger RNA. RefSeq names its product paired immunoglobulin-like type 2 receptor alpha. Gene Ontology annotation, cellular component: plasma membrane. The coding region runs from base 1 to 612 and encodes 203 amino acids. The transcript is spliced from 3 exons. The record is from RefSeq and is a predicted model, not a curated record. NCBI's taxonomy places the organism in Eukaryota, Metazoa, Chordata, Testudines, Testudinidae. Gene Ontology annotation, biological process: regulation of osteoclast development; regulation of bone resorption; regulation of actin cytoskeleton organization.
AUGAGCCGGGAGCUGCUGCUGCUGCUGUCCCUGGUGGGGGCGGCUGCCCAGGAUCCCCGGUACACGAUAACCCAGCCCGAGUCCCUGUCGGCGCCGGCCGGGGGCUCCGUCACCCUGCCCUGCGCCUUCACCUACCCCGACGAGAUCGAGCCGCUGCGGGACCUCCGGGUUUACUGGAGACGAGGCGGGUACUAUGGCCAGUUUAUCUACAAUCACACCGAGCGAUUCACCCGCUGGGAUUACAGGGGCCGCAUCGUCCUGGUCGGGGACCCACGGGGGAGCCGAACGGCCUCGAUCCUCAUCGACCGGCUGCAGGAGUUGGACGCCAGCGAGUACGUCUGCCAAGUCAGGGUGCAGAAGAAGGACGGCCAAUGGGAGCAAUGGCGCGGCCACCCUGGGACCCAACUCACGGUGACAGGGCGGGAAGCUCCCAGCCCCACCAACAGCACAUGGUGGCACCCAGAAAUGGUCACAACUGGUGUGGGAGGUGCAAGGAGAACCUACCCCCGACGCAUCAACAUUGUUCACCUUGUCCUCAUCGGCCUCGUCCUGCUGCUUUCCAAGGCCGGCGUCUCUGUCGUGGUCUUUGCCCUGGGCCGGCGGCUGGGCUGAGGUCACAGCCCAGAAAGCGUCACCGGGAGGGUGUCUGGGAGCGACGCACCGUCGGCAUCAGGACUCAAACUCACCUCCCUGGUGCAGAGCUCUCGGCCAGGCAUCUCUGGGGAAUGACACCGUCCAGCAGCAGUAGAAUGGCUGUUAUCCUCCAGCAAAACACUCGCUAGCCAGAGCAGAGAGGGAUGGAUAGUGUGCAUGGAGGGGAGGGGGGAGUGUGGGGAUAGCUAGAUAGAGGGGGGGAUGACGUUG